Salvelinus sp. IW2-2015 is the source of this 4221-nucleotide messenger RNA. RefSeq names its product oocyte zinc finger protein XlCOF6. Gene Ontology annotation, biological process: regulation of transcription by RNA polymerase II. Gene Ontology annotation, molecular function: RNA polymerase II cis-regulatory region sequence-specific DNA binding; DNA-binding transcription repressor activity, RNA polymerase II-specific. Gene Ontology annotation, cellular component: nucleoplasm. The record is from RefSeq and is a predicted model, not a curated record. Lineage: Eukaryota; Metazoa; Chordata; Actinopteri; Salmoniformes; Salmonidae.
UUAUGGCAUUGACAGUGCCACAAAAGCAUGUUGGAGUGGCAAAUUCGAUAUCCGUUUAUAAACACAGGGUCACUAUUGUUAUUUUGGGUCGGAAACAUUAUUUCGAGUUAAUUAUGAGGGGGGAGGGUGUUCCAUUUAUUUUACAAUACAAAAGGAGGGUCAUGUGAAAAUAUGUUUAAUGUUGGGAAGAGGGGUGCAUUUUUUAUGACAACUUGAGUCGGACCAGCCCAUCCCGCCAAGUAAAUGUGGAUAUGUCCCUAACCUUAAAUCAAGACCAAGAAGCAAAUGUUUUUUUCAUGAAUUUUUACGAUAUAGCCACAUUGACUUUGUGGCUGCUGUAACCAAUAACAAUCCACGCCUCGACCCGGAAGAACAUGUGACGUAUGCCGUUCGAGGUGUUUCAGUUGACCCAGUUGACCUCUUUCAUGGAGAUACUGGCUAAGGAGGCUGUGGACAAAAUCUACAAGCUAUUCAACGAGUGCUCCUCUGUUCUGCAUCUGGAAGUGUCUCGGAGUCAAACUGAGAAUGAGGACUUGAAGAAGAGGCUAGACGCGAUUGAGACCGAACUGAGGACUGUCUUAGAAGGGAGUGGAGRACAAGAGAACACAUCAGCCAAUGGCUGCUGCAGUGAAGUCAAGGUCAUCCACCAGUUAAAAGGCACACAACCAGGCUUUUGCGCUGGUGAUGCAGAAGUGAAACGAUCCCCCAUCCUCCACCUGUGGAAAGGGAGACUUCCCUCAACUGUAAAUGAGCACUCCAACAUGGAGGACACGAUCGAGUCAGUUAUUAUCAAAGAAGAAGGGUUGGAAGAGUACCUGUACAACAGCACAUCAGACCCAAGUCAUUUUUUAGAGAGCCAGGCCCAGGAGGUGAGUGACCCAGAGAACCUUACAGYGGACCCAAAGGACAAAGGUGGCGACACGGGGCCAAAGCGUUUCAGAAAGCCAAAGAUCACAGGGGCUCGUCGGGCAAAGCCCAAAAAGGAGAACCACCUUAGCUGCAAGCACUGCAGGAAGACAUUCAGCAAACUGAUCCAGCUGAAAGCUCACCAGGCGAUCCAUGCAGCAGCGGAGAAACCUUUUAUCUGCCAGCAGUGCGGCAGAGGUUUUUCCUUUAAACGCAGUUUGGAUGCACACCAGCUGCUUCACACAGGAGAGAGACCGCACACCUGUGGCGAGUGUGGUAAAGCUUUCACCCUAAAGCAGCUGCUCAAGAAUCACCAGAGACUCCAUGCAGGGUUGAGACCGUUCCGCUGCGACGAGUGUGGCAAAAGCUUUAACCGGGCCCACGGUCUCAAGAUGCACCAGAUCGUCCACACGGGAGAGAGGAAAUACAGCUGUGAGAUCUGCAAGAAGAGUUUCAGCAUACCAGGAAAUCUCCACAGGCACCAGCGUAUACACACGGGUGAGAAACCGUUCCGUUGCGAUACGUGCGGGAAAAGCUUCAACCAGGCAGACACUCUGAAAGGCCACCAGCGGAUCCACACAGGAGAGAGGCCAUUUACCUGUGAGACGUGCGGGAAAUGUUUCAUUCAAAGAAGUGCUCUGAAAAUGCACCAAAGAACCCACGCAGGAGAGAGCGCCUUCCUCUGUGUGGUGUGCGGGACAGUCCUGGCUUGCGUCAACUCUCUCAAGACACACCUUCAGACUCACACAGCAGAGAUGCCUUGUAGGUGCUCAGUGUGCGGUAGUAGUCUCAGUUCUCUCAUUCACCUCAAAUCGCACCAGCAACUCCACACUAUGGAAAAGCCGCACAGCUGUGGCCUAUGCAACAAGAGCUUCAAGUCGGUCAGCUACCUGAACAUACACAUGAAAACUCACACUGGGGAGAGACCGUUCACCUGUGACGUGUGUGGAAGGAUGUUCACUCAACACAGCAGCCUGAAAACCCACCAGGCRGUCCAUACUGGGGAGAAGCCUUUCAGCUGUGRAACGUGUGGGAAAUGUUUCAGCAACACUGGGAACCUCAACAGGCACCAGCGGAUACACACUGGAGAGAAGCCUUUUAGCUGUGACCUCUGUGGGAGGAGCUUCAACCAGGGCAACAGCCUCAAAGCCCACAAACAAAUCCACACAGGAGAGAAACUUUACAUGUGCGACAAAUGCGGGAAGAGUUUUUCCUACCUGAGGAAUCUGAAAGAUCACAAGUGUUACUAUAUCUAAAACCAAUAGGCAUAGCCUCUUAUUGCGAUGGACCACACUUACUUGGUUUGAACCAUUGUCUCGGCAUUAAAAAUGCAUUUAUAGGUCAGUGAGUGGCAUACUGACAUAUGAAGCGUACUGAUAAGAUUGGUUGUCAAAACAGCCUUAUUCAAAUUAUUUAAUUUUAAACAUGACUUGUUUUCGAAAUCAACUUUGAUUUUGAAAAAUGAAUAACCAGUUGCCUUUGUUGGGUAGAAGGACUUGGAUUGGCUGGUGGUCCAGUAACUUUUCAAUGGAGCAAAGCCUCAUUUAUUUGAGAAGGAUAUACAUCUGUAACCUGUCUUGUGUACCUUUYUAUUACUGUUGUCUCAGAUUUGUGAGCCAAUGGUAAAUAAAUCUCUUGAAAUUAGUCCUUUGUGUAUAUAUUUUGAAGCAUUACUUGUUGUUCUUGCUAUCUGUGCAUAUAGUCCCUCUAACAGCUGCAACAUAAUAUUGAGCAAAUUAAAGGGUUAUUGAGGGAGAAAGAAAAUGUGUAUUUAAGGGAGUGGCUUGUCAGUAGAGCGACACAUGCCUGAAACCCUGAUGAAGACAGCUUGCAGUUGGUUAUUCAUUUAUGGCAUCGGAGCUGCUAGUGUGCUGCUUUUUUUUUAAGGAUUCAAAUUAUCGGGUGCCUGCAGGUUGGUGUCCCUCUAUGGCGCUAUGUAAAGUGCCACAGACGUGACUGAUAUAUUUACACAACUCCACAAAGACUCACAUGGAUAUUAUGUAACAAGGAGAAGCAACAGGAAAACCAACCUAUUUUUCAGUCCAUUUUUGGCACUUCUAGCAGAUCAUCUAGUUCACAUGAAAUUAAUUACAAUUGUAUCAAUGCAUGAAUUCCUCCAUGAGCAGACUCUUGACUGUGGACUGGUGGUGUGUCUCCCAUUUAGAGGUAUGCAUUACUAGCAACUGUGUUGCCAAAUCCAAGCCAUACCUCAGCCAAUGUCACUAUGAUAGAACUGUUCCAUGCUCUCUUCCCUUCCAAGAGGAAAGUGGAUGUGAGACAGUUUCCUGAAUCGAGCCAAACUAGUUUAACAAAUCUAUGAAUAGGCCAAGGUAACGCUGUAGGUGAUUUGAAAAGAAGUGUGACCUGAAGAUUAUUAUCUUCCGCACUAUUAGAAGUUGAUGUGCUGUGAUUCAGUGAAAUGGUUGAGCAAUCUGUUUUGUCUGCAUAUUCAUAAUUCAUGUAAGGUUACCUUGGGCACUUCAAAUUUGCAAAUCCUCAUAGGGUAAUCAAUUAAAUAUGUUCCUAAUAUUGUUGCACACUUUACAUUGAUUAAUUCRUUUAAUAUGUGGUUAUGGUGGUCUGCCUCGCACCCAUCAAUGAUUAUCCUUCCCUCCGAUCCUCAUUCCUGAAAAUUAAAAGUCUACAUUUGCUGCCUGUCAGUCACAUUGGGCAUGGUAGAAUUUAUAUGUUUUGACCAAACUCACCAAGACCAAAGAACUUAGUUUUUUUCCCCCCAAGGUUCGCUCACGUACUCCAUGCACAUAAUAGGAGAUAACUUGUCAUAUAAAUUAAGGGGCGCUUCCUAGCUGCUCUUCAGCAGCACCCUAGAAUGUAGUGCAGGAGGUGAGGGAUCAAACCUUGUGUUCUGCUGUUAGGCCGCCUGACCUCUGACCCCAUAUUCCACAGUUUCCUUAAUUUAUUUCAAUUUAGGGUUAAUCACGUUCAACCUCAAGAAGUUGACUCAAGGCUCACUCACGAAUGCUCAGCAGUAAUGCCCCUCAGCACUUGUAGGCUAAUGUAGUAUCUUUGACUCUGUACCGUGGGUACGCAGUGAUGUCUAAUGGCAUUUAGAAGCACGAACAGUUGUAUCUCUGAGUGUGCGACUGCAUGUCUCAAGUUGGAGAGAGUAUGUAUGUUUUGUAUCCAUCGAAGGSCAAUUAGUCAUACAUUAUACAGUAAAUGCCUUAAGUUUAACUCUGAACAACACUUUGAGUCUAAUUCACAUCAAGAUCUCACAUUAUGGCAGAUAUUGUAAAUCAUCAAGAAAUAAAAUUAAAAUAAAAGUAUGAAUUUUCAAUAAAGCAUUUAAAAACA